Messenger RNA from Haliaeetus leucocephalus (bald eagle), 1158 nucleotides. RefSeq names its product nudix (nucleoside diphosphate linked moiety X)-type motif 9 (gene NUDT9). Gene Ontology annotation, molecular function: ADP-ribose diphosphatase activity. Bases 42 to 932 code for a protein of 296 amino acids. The transcript is spliced from 7 exons. The record is from RefSeq and is a predicted model, not a curated record. NCBI's taxonomy places the organism in Eukaryota, Metazoa, Chordata, Aves, Accipitriformes, Accipitridae. Gene Ontology annotation, cellular component: mitochondrion.
ACUUGCCUGCAAACUGUUGGUCCCACCUGCAUCCAGUUAACAUGUUCAACAAUUACAAUGUUAAGUUGUACCACAGCAAAGCUCUCACCUCCCCCUAUCCAGGAUCACCUGUUGAGCGUAGUCAAGUUCCUGAAGAUAAAGUGGGCUGGCUAAUUGAGUGGAAAGAUUAUAAUCCUGUGGAAUACACUGCAAUGUCUGUUUUGGCUGGACCCAGUUGGGCGGAUCCCCAAAUCAAUGAUAAAGGUUUUUCUCCCAAAUUCAAUGAGAGAGAUGGAGAAGUGGAGAGGAGGAGUCUGAAUGGCUUGUAUGUGGUUGAAAAUGGGAGGCCCCGAAAUCCGGUGGGAAGGACUGGCCUCACAGGCAGAGGACUGUUAGGGCGCUGGGGACCAAACCAUGCUGCUGAUCCUGUUGUAACUAGGUGGAAGAGGGACAGAAGUGGCAAUAAAAUUGCUCAUCCAGUUACUGGCAAAAACAUCUUACAGUUUGUAGCUAUCAAGAGGAGAGACUGUGGGGAGUGGGCCAUUCCAGGGGGGAUGGUGGAUCCAGGGGAGAAGAUUAGCACUACCCUGAAGCGAGAAUUUGAGGAGGAGGCCUUGAACUCCUUGCAGAAAUCGCCUGAGGAGAAAGCAGAAUUGGAGAAACAGCUUCACAAGCUGUUCAGCCAGGAGCACUUUGUGGUGUACAGAGGAUAUGUGGAUGACCCUCGUAACACAGAUAAUGCCUGGAUGGAGACAGAGGCUGUGAACUAUCAUGAUGAAACUGGUGAGACAAUGGAUAAUUUGCCUCUGGAAGCAGGUGAUGAUGCUGGAGUAGUGAAGUGGGUUGACAUCAGUGAGAAGAUCAAGCUGUAUGCAAGUCAUAGCUACUUCAUUAAGCUUGUGACUGAGAAGCGGGGAGCCCACUGGAGUGAGGAUCCUGGUCCUGAGUGCUGAGAGUGAUGUAAAUGAAGCACCAGGGGGCGAAUAUGUUUUCCAGCUUUGAAACAGAUGACAUUGUCCUUUUCAGUGGAAAUUCAGCGAAAAAUCCAUGAAAUUCAGCUGGCAAAAACACUUAGCAGUGAUAAAUAGAGGCUUUUUCAGACACUUCACAUUGCUGCUUUUGAUUUCUCAGCUACUGUGAAGUGAGAUGAAUGUGGAGCUAUUACUUUGUUUUGGUUUC